Molecule: messenger RNA, 7367 nt
Organism: Caretta caretta (loggerhead turtle)
Lineage: Eukaryota; Metazoa; Chordata; Testudines; Cheloniidae
Gene: PLEKHH2
Product: pleckstrin homology, MyTH4 and FERM domain containing H2
Biological process (GO): negative regulation of actin filament depolymerization
Cellular component (GO): cytoplasm; cytoskeleton
Molecular function (GO): actin binding
Source: RefSeq, a predicted model, not a curated record
CAGUGCCCUGAAGCUGCCUCCCCUCCUCGCAGCCGCGGGAGGGGUCGGGUGGCCCCGCCCGCCGUCCUGUGGCCGGGCAGCCUCUGGCUCCUCAGUGGCCGGCGCGGCUGCCGCUCAGGCCCCUGGCUGCCCGCCGCGGGGAUGGUGGGACGGGCGCGGGGGAAGCGGUUAGAGCCGCGGCGGCUUCGACCCUAACGGAGCCCGGAGCUGCGAGACAAGAGACGGGACCGGCCUCCUGCUCAGCAGCCAGCCGGAGCCCUGCCAGCAUAAGUAUGGCAGAUUUUUCAGAGUCAGAAGGAGCUGGAAAUUGGAAAGAAAGGUGUGUAACUCUGGAGUCACAGCUGAUGAAAUUUCGUCUCCAGGCAAGCAAGAUCAGAGAGCUGUUAGCAGAGAAGAUGCAGCAACUUGAGAGACAAGUUAUUGAUGCAGAUCGUCAAGCAGAGAGAGCUUUUCAACAGGUACAGAUUAUGGAAGAGAAGUUAAAAGCAGCUAAUGUUCAGACUAGCGAAUCGGAGACCAGAUUGUAUAAGAGGUGUCAAGAUCUGGAGACUCUGGUACAGGAGAAAGAUGACAUUAUACAAAACUUGGAGCAACAACUUGAAGAACAGAAGCAAAUCAGAAUACAAGAGGCAAAAAUCAUAGAAGAAAAAGCAGCUAAAAUAAAAGAAUGGGUGACAGUCAAGCUCCAUGAGUUAGAGGUAGAAAAUCAGAACCUUCGCUUGAUCAACCAAAACCAAAAUGAAGAGAUGAGAACAAUGCAGUCUAAACUGCAAGAAAUUAUGGGGAAGAAAAGUGUCCCUUCAACACGUAAACCUGGGGAAGGCCAGCAACUAAGCAGUUUGACUUUUGGAUGCUUUUUGAACAGAGCAAGAACUCCUCAGCAAGCUAUUAAAUUUGAUGAAAUAAGCAAAUCAUCAAGUAAAGAAUCAGAAUUGAGUGACGAGAAAAAAAUCCAGAAAAUAUCCCGUGCUGCUCUUGCACAUGAGAGCAAUAAAGGUCAGAGGUCAUUGCAACAAAGCUCCUGUGGAUCAGAACAAAAUAAAAAUGCAAGAACAAGCUAUUCAUCGAAAGAUAUAGAUAGUAAUAUAUCAAAGAACUCAUGCAUUACAGGUAGUGACUGGAGCUCAGAUGAGGAUGAAGGAGGUAAUAAAAGACCAAAAUCCAGGCGUGCAUCUACCGUUUCAAGUCAGACAUCUGAAGAAAGCACAAGAUACAGCAGAAUUGGGAGUGAAAUGUAUUUGACAGCAUCUGACGACAGUAGUUCUCUAUUUGAAGAGGAGAGUUUUGCAGUUCAGAGAUCCGAGCACAAAAUGCUGUAUUCCUGGCAGCAAGGAUCUCAGCGGAAAAGUCAGUCCAAUCCACUUGGAAAGAGCAAUUCUGAGGCCUUCGACAGAAAAGGCCAAGAUAGCUCUUCAGAUGAACUGAAUAAAAAGUUUCAGUCUCAGAGAUUAGAUUAUUCAUCCUCAUCCAGUGAAGCAAAUACCCCAAGUCCAAUUUUAACCCCUGCUCUAAUACCUAAGCAUCCAGUCCUGACACCUUCAACAGAUUCUCAGUGUGUGACACAAUCAAAUUCUCCAUCAAAUUUGCCCCCUCCAAAGUUACGGACUCCCAACGUUUUCAGUGUAAGUGCAGCACUGGCAAAAAAGCACUUAAGCCAACCCCAGCUGAGUUCCGACAGAGUGUCUGAUAGAAAUAGAAAUGCUAUAAGCAUGGUACGGCCCUUGAGACCUCAGGAAACAGACAUCGACCUGGUGGAUGGGGAAAAUACUGACAUUUUAGAGAAAAUGGAGAUUGAUUAUGAUGGAGCAUUUACCUAUGACUCUUUUGAGGCACAGAGUGAAGAAGACCAGGAGUCCCGUGAUAUAACAAGGAAGGCAAUUAGCAACAAACCCCCUACUCCUCCUCUGCAUCGAUUCCCCUCCUGGGAAAGCAGAAUUUAUGCUGUAGCCAAGUCAGGUUUACGAAUCUCUGAAGCUUUCAACAUGGACUCUUCUAACAAAAGUACUGCUUCUAUAGCUUCGUAUACCAUAUCUGGACUAUACACUUCUUUGAUAUACAAGAACAUGACCACUCCAGUCUACACAACUCUGAAAGGGAAAGCAACUCAAAUAAGCAACAGCCCAUUCUUAGAUGACUCUUCGGGAUCAGAGGAAGAAGACAGCUCCCGAUCCAGCUCGCGGACCUCAGAAUCAGACUCUCGAAGUAGAAGUGGCCCAGGUAGCCCCAGGGCCAUGAAACGAGGUGUGUCUUUGUCUUCUAUGACCUCAGAAAGUGACUAUGCUAUUCCCCCUGAUGCCUACUCAACAGAUACAGACUAUUCAGAGCCAGAGCAGAAACUCCCUAAAACCUGUUCCUCAUCUAGUGAUAAUGGAAAAAAUGAGCCAUUGGAAAAAUCUGGAUAUUUGUUAAAAAUGGGUGGCAAAGUAAAAACCUGGAAACGACGAUGGUUUGUGCUCAAAGGCGGUGAGUUAUUGUACUACAAGUCUCCGAGUGAUGUAAUUCGAAAGCCACAAGGUCAAAUUGAGUUAAGCGUAUCCAGCCACAUUGUAAGAGGUGAUGGAAAACAAACAGUUCAGUUGAUCACAGAAAAACGAACAUACUACCUGACUGCAGAUUCGCCAAACAUCUUAGAAGAGUGGAUCAAAGUACUGCAGAAUGUUCUUAAAGUUCAGGCUGCUAGUCCACUUUUCAUACAGCCUGAUGUGAAGCCAGCCAUGAAAGGAUUGCUGACCAAGGUGAAACAUGGAUACUCCAAAAGAGUGUGGUGUACUCUGGUUGGAAAAACUCUUUACUAUUUCCGUAGUCAAGAAGAUAAGUUUCCUCUGGGUCAAAUCAAGCUUUGGGAGGCUAAAGUUGAAGAAGUUGACAGGUCAUGUGAUUCAGAUGAAGAUUAUGAGGCCAGUGGUCGCAGUCUAUUAUCAACACAUUAUACCAUUCUUAUCCAUCCUAAAGAGCAAGGACCUACCUAUCUUCUUAUAGGAUCGAAACAUGAGAAGGACACUUGGCUUUAUCAUUUGACUGUGGCUGCUGGGAGCACCAAUGUAAAUGUUGGAUCAGAAUUUGAACAGCUUGUUUGCAAACUGUUAAAUGUGGAAGGGGAGCACACCUCUCAAAUUUGGAGACACCCUACUCUUUGUCACAGCAAAGAAGGAAUUGCUUCCCCUCUUACAACACUGCCAUCAGAGGCCCUACAAACUGAAGCAAUUAAAUUAUUUAAGACCUGCCAGUUGUUUAUAAAUGCUGCAGUUGACUCUCCUGCCAUUGAUUACCAUGUAUCUUUGGCACAGAGUGCUUUGCAGAUCUGCCUCACACAUCCCGAGCUUCAAAAUGAGAUCUGCUGCCAGCUCAUUAAGCAGACAAGACGACGACAUCCACAGAACCAGGCAGGACCAAUACAGGGUUUGCAGCUGUUAGCUCUCUCUGUUGGACUAUUCCUUCCUCAGCACCCAUUCCUUUGGCUCCUCAAAGUUCACUUAAAGAAGAAUGCCGAUUCCAGAACUGAAUUUGGGAAAUAUGCAAUUUACUGUCAGCGAUGUGUUGAGAGAACCCAGCAGAAUGGGGACCGAGAAGCAAGGCCAUCAAGGAUGGAAAUCCUUUCAACCCUUCUAAGAAAUCCCUACCACCACUCGCUGCCCUUCAGUAUUCCAGUGCAUUUCAUGAAUGGUAUAUACCAGGUUGUUGGGUUUGAUGCGUCCACCACGGUGGAAGAAUUUCUGAACACCCUUAACCAGGACACAGGAAUGAGAAAACCAGUCCAGUCAGGAUUUGCAUUAUUUACUGAUGAUCCUUCUGGCAAGGAUAUAGAGCACUGUCUUCAAGGAAACAUCAAGAUCUGUGACAUUAUUUCUAAAUGGGAGCAGGCCUCCAAAGAACAGCAUCCUGGGAAAUGUGAAGGCACAAGAACUGUGCGCCUUACGUAUAAAAACAGGCUUUAUUUCUCAGCUCAAGUCCGUGGGGAAACAGACCGGGAAAAGCUGCUGUUAAUGUAUCAAACAAAUGAUCAGAUAGUAAAUGGACUUUUUCCUGUCAACAAAGAACUGGCACUGGAAAUGGCGGCUCUUUUAGCUCAGGUAGAGAUUGGGGACUUCGAAAGACCUUUCUCAACUCCAGCAGGGCAAGUUACUUCUCCCUCCAAGUCCAAUCAGACAUUGAAACAAGUUGUGGAAAAAUUUUACCCAAAGAGGUAUAGGCAUGGCUGUUCAGAAGAACAGUUAAGACAGCUUCGUCAGCGAUUAUCAACGAGAUGGAUGGCUCUCCGGGGGCACAGUGCUGCAGAUUGUGUGCGCAUUUAUCUUACAGUAGCCAGAAAGUGGUCAUUCUUUGGUGCUAAAAUGUUUACGGCAAAACCUCUAACAUCCACACUUGAGAGUUCCUUCGUAUGGCUUGUUGUACAUGAAGAUGGCAUAAGCAUUCUAGAAUACAGCUUUCUGCGAUUAAUAGUUACAUAUGUACACAAAAGUCUGAUGACCUUUGGAGGCUAUCAAGAUGACUUUAUGCUGGUAGUUAACAAUGCUCAGUCAAAAGACAAGCCAAAUGAAAAACUCCUUUUUGCCAUGGCAAAACCAAAGAUUCUUGAGAUCACUCUACUGAUUGCCAGCUAUAUUAACCACUUCCCUCAGCAAAAGGGGGCUGCUCAUCAUCUCUCUGCUCCAGCACUACUCUCACCUCAAACAGGACAGAAAACCAAGGAAUCGGGGAGUCAACCGCUUCUUUCAAACAGCAGACCAACCAAAGGUCCUACUUUGUUAUGAAAGGAACAGAUACCUGUGAAAAUGUAUGCUUAUGGUAUGCUUCCUAUAUUGACUGAACAUCUUUGGAUGUGCCAGAUAUACAUCAUAUGCUAGUUUGUAACACAAGCCAAGAAAGGUGGACUGGUUUCCAUUCAUUUUAGUUAGAGUUCGCUGUUAAAACUCUGCAAACAAAUUGCAGGUGGGGCGAUUACCCUAUCAGAUGAAGCUCACCCCAUUUCUGAACACAGGGGUUCAAAAAUACUUCUGAAGAGGGUUCUUUUGUGGGUGGGGAGUUGGUCUUUGAAAUGAUUUCAGUAAGUGUCAGGGAUUUUAAAGACAUUUCCCCAGGGAGGACAAUGUCUUCACCUCUCCACCCUUAUUUUUCAAAUUAUGCAAGUUGCAUAACCUUGGUUAUGCGAAAGCAUACAUGUACUUUCCACUCCCUCAUGCCUUCUUGUCUGCAAUACAAGCACCCCAGGACACAGUCUAAAAGGAGACAUUUUUGUGAAAGCCCUUUUUUAAAAGUAUUGGCAGCACAUCAUUGAUCAUACAUCUUAUAAUUUAUUAUAAAUGUCUUCUCUUAUACAACAGUUUACUUGUGUGAUCCCCAGCAAUGGGCUGAUAGUUUAUACACAAUUCUUCUUUUUGAUUUUCUAAAUCUAAAUUGGGCAUAUGCUGUACAAAACAUAGUGGAUAUUUUAAAAAAACAGUGUAUAUAUUCUUUUAAAAAUCAGUUUGGCCUGCUAAUUUUUUCCCUUCUUUAAAUAACAUAGUCGAGAAAUGAGUAAGUUAGAAUUCAAACCACAAACACAAUAUAUAAAGCACUUACAUGAAUAGGUACAUGUAAACUUGGAGACAGACUUCAUAAAAUGUGUGAUGUGUAUACUGUACAUAUCAGUAGUAUAGCAUAGUAUUUUGUAAAUAUAAGCCUAAUACAAGAAAGUGUUCUACUUGUCAUUGUUUUAGUGUUCUUCAUAUUUAAUCCAUGCAUUUCACUCCAUAAUAUUAGUAUGAGAGCCCAUUGCCCAUUAAAAACAUUUAAGAGAUUCAAUUCAAACAAACCAUUGACCUUGUAGAUAUAUUUCUUAAUUUCUGUUGCCACUAGUGCUAGUUAUAAAGGACAUUUAUCACUUAAACAUGAGUUUUAUCCCUCAUGGCUUAUUCUAGAACCUGGAGUAAUGUUAUAAUGCUGUAUUUGUAACCUCUGAAGAUUAAUAAUCUCUGUUUAUGGUAUCACUUUAAAAAAGUAUGGAAUCCAUCUCAUGGUGCUUGCCCCUUACACAAGGCAGAGCUUAUAUUCCUGAAGGACUGAGACCAGAUUAUAAAGGACAUAAUUUCCAUUCUUCUAUUUUUAAAAACUGGAGAAAGAGAUUGAAAGCUGAAUUCAUAGCAUGGGUGCUACAAAGCACUUAAUAAGACACCUAAUUCUUCUGAACAUCUUCUAAAUCCUGCUAAAUCCACUGGUCUCCAUGACUUCAACACCAUUAACAAAAUACUGUAGAAGGUUAAAGCUCUGACCUGGAAACUAUUAACUGAGAAUAACUAGCUGAGUCAUUACACAGGCAAAGCCCGCACUGACAUUAAGUAAAAAGUGCAGGAUCGGCCCCCUGCAACCCAGUUCUACAAGGAAACACAUGCUUAAUUCUGUGUAUGUGAAUAGUCUCAUUGAGGUCAAUAAGCCACACAUAACCAUAAGAAAAGGAGUACUUGUGGCACCUUAGAGACUAACCAAUUUAUUUGAGCAUGAGCUUUCGUGAGCCACAGCUCACUUCAUCAGAUGUGUACCGUGGAAACUGCAGCAGACUUUAUAUACACACAGAGAAUAUGAAACAAUACCUCCUCCCACCCCACUGUCCUGCUGGUAAUAGCUUAUCUAAAGUGAUCAGCAGGUGGGCCAUUUCCAGCACAAAUCCAGGUUUUCUCACCCUCCACCCCCCCACACAAAUUCACUCUCCUGCUGGUGCUAGCCCAUCCAAAGUGACAACUCUUUACAUAAUCAAGUCGGGCUAUUUCCUGCAUAGAUCCAGGUUUUCUCACUUCCCCCCCACCCCCAAACACACACAAACUCACUCUCCUGCUGGUAAUAGCUCAUCUAAACUGACCACUCUCCAAGUUUAAAUCCAAGUUAAACCAGAAUAUCUGGGGGGGGGUAGGAAAAAACAAGAGGAAACAGGCUACCUUGCAUAAUGACUUAGCCACUCCCAGUCUCUAUUUAAGCCUAAAUUAAUAGUAUCCAAUUUGCAAAUGAAUUCCAAUUCAGCAGUUUCUCGCUGGAGUCUGGAUUUGAAGUUUUUUUGUUUUAAGAUAGCGACCUUCAUGUCUGUGAUUGCGUGACCAGAGAGAUUGAAGUGUUCUCCGACUGGUUUAUGAAUGUUAGAAUUCUUGACAUCUGAUUUGUGUCCAUUUAUUCUUUUACGUAGAGACUGUCCAGUUUGACCAAUGUACAUGGCAGAGGGGCAUUGCUGGCACAUGAUGGCAUAUAUCACAUUGGUGGAUGUGCAGGUGAACGAGCCUCUGAUAGUGUGGCUGAUGUUAUUAGGCCCUGUGAUGGUGUCCCCUGAAUAGAUAUGUGGGCACAAUUGGCAACGGGCAAACUGCUGAAUUGGAAUUCAUUUGCAAAUUGGAUACUAUUAAUUU